CAGAACCGGACUAAUUCCCAGUCCAAUCAAGAAAGUAGUUCGUAUUCAACAAGACAUAGUUCAAAUGAUUCCCAUAGCCCGUCCGGCUCCUUUCAUUCUAAAACCCCUAGCCGGCCUGUACAAUCCAUUCGCCCCCGGGUGCUCCCUGCUCUGCAACCACCCCGCCGAAAUCAACGCCAAGGAAUUGGUGAAAAACGCCAAAACCACUUGGAACUCGGAGAACAGAAAUCUGAUACCCAUCGAGGGCCACGACAGCCUCCUCAUCGAAUUAACCGGAGAGCAACUCACCCCCACCAACAUCUACAUACCCCAAGUGGACAGCGUGCCAGAGGAACUAUUCAGAAGGUACACAGACACGGAUUCCCGCCCCCAAACGCCCGCCCCAACCCUAGCAAGCGGCCUCACCAGGCUAUCUACAUCGAGAACCAGGAGGUGCCUCACCCCCGAUCCCAUUCCCACCAGCAGAGCCAAAGAAAAGACCCGCCUGAUACUCGAUUUGAGACGAAGCCACAGCCAGGAAAUUCUAUCGGUGUACGGGGGAUCCCCGUUCUGCUCGGAGGUGCCGGAGAUUCGAAUCGACAGCGCUGUCGAGGCUUGUAAACCUGCUGGAGAUGAAGCUGGGAAGCAGGAUUCGAAGCAACAGGGAGGCGGUAAAAAGGGGGAAGCGGUGGAGGAGGAGGUGGACUCUCCCGAAGAGGAAAACGAGGAGUUCGUUAAAAGGCGCGGGAAGAAGAGGCGGAAGAAGUCUAAGGAUUUGAAGUGCCCGAUAACGUACCAGGCUUCGACUGAUCCGGAGACUCAGGUUGCGACUAUAGGAUUAGAAUCUGUGAAUGUUAGCGCAAGGCAUUCCAUCGCUCCUGAUAGUGGCGGUGUUGUAGAGGCGCAGGAGCAGGAGGAGAUUGUAACAGUUCCAAAAAAACUGCUGAAAUCGUCGGACAGUUUGGAAAUAGAUUCGUAUUUGCCCAAAGAUAUUUUGAAGCAACUCCGAAGGGAAUUGGACUAUAUCGUAGUGGAUAACGAGCUGAAUCUAAUGAAACGAAGAACGCUCGAAGAAGCCCUCAAAGCUGUGCUAAAGGACAAAUCUCCUUGCGAGGAAUUGGAUUCGUUGAAAAAGGAGAUGAAAAUUCCUCCAGUCAACGACGAUCUCUGGAUCUCUUUGCCCAGAAUAUUCAGCAGAUCCAGCGCAAUUUUCCAAUUACCGAUGGACAGUGAAACAUUCGCAACGAUGACUCCAAUUGAGUACACGACGAGAAACGUGAAGAUAUCUUCGUCGAGGAAACUUCUGUACAGUUGCAUUUUCCAGAGGCACAAAGUGGAAUGUGAGAAUGAAAACGGGCGCAAACGAUACUUGAAUGAAAAAAAAUUGAAGAAUUGCCUCGAUUUAGUGAUGGGAAUGGCACUAACUGAACAUCAAUUCGAUCGUUUCAAAAACCUAGUGGAAUGGAACGAGGAAAUGAAGCUCGACUUUAAACAGUGUUGCGGGUUGUUCGCCCUUUGCGAAAGGAUUUUAUCGCCGGAAUUCCACGAAUUAUCCAGCAGGAACCAGGAUCCUUGCCACGAGAUCGAGACCGCUGAUUUCGAGUAUUUGGAGCUAAAGCUGCAAGACUGCCAGAUAAGCGAAAACUUGAAGACGAUUUUGUACAAUUUAAAAACUAUUUAGGUUCAUAAACGCAAAUAUGAACUAAUCUGUUUACUUCUCAAACAAGAAACAUCAAAAUUGAACACGUUUGAACACUUAAGACUAUUAAAAAAUUA
Messenger RNA from Phyllotreta striolata, 1755 nucleotides. The record is from the annotation of a GenBank genome assembly. Lineage: Eukaryota; Metazoa; Arthropoda; Insecta; Coleoptera; Chrysomelidae.